AUGUCUUCGGUUCUGGCAAGGCAGUUCCUAAAGGGAAAUAGAAACAUCUCAAGUGUUCAUCAGAAGUUUAUACUAGAUUGUGCUAAAGCAAAUAUUGGAGCAUCAAAAUCACACGGUUUAUACAGUCAGAUUGUGGGGGAUUACUCUGAAGUUGGAGCAACUGUAGUCGACUUUAAAAAUGUCAGAAGGGAUCUCAGAGCACACAUAUUGGGUGCUGAUGCACAAAUACUCGUGCAUAAUCUUAUUAAAAAACAAGAGAUGUGCCCUGCAUUUGCUUUUGACUAUGAAGUUGAUGAAGAUGAGCAGAUGAGUAGAUUGUUUUGGGCAGAUCCAAUGUCAAAAAAGAAUUUUGGUGCAUUUGGAGAUGUUGUCUCUUUUGAUGCCACAUAUUCAACCAACAGGUACGAUCUGAUUUUUACACCCUUCACCGGAGUUGAUAACCAUAAAAAAUGUAUAACAUUUGGCACUGGACUAUUGUUGAAAGAAGACAUUGAGUCUUAUGUGGGUCCUACGUUGAACAAGAAUGAGGAAUUCAAGAACAAACUGAACUCAAUCGUUUGGAUGUCAUCUUUGGAACCUCCUGAUUUUGAGAAACAGUGGAGAGAGCUCAUGGAAAAGACAACGUCUCAUUCAGAAAGUGAGAACUACAUGUACAGCCGUUUUACUGGCCCACAGUCUAGCCUAGUUGAAUUUAUGAUGAACUUUGACAGUGCUCUUAAAUCACAACGUAACACAAACACAAAGCUCAACAGUGACAAUGAAGGCUACAAUCCAGAUAUGAAGACGCCUAUGGUGAUCGAAGAACACGCUUCAAUCGUCUACACAAUUACUGUUUUCUAUCAAGUUCAGGAAGAAAUAUGUGCCUCCUGUUUCAAAUGUAUGGUGUUGAGUGUUAAAGAAGAUGGUGGAAUGUUACUCGAUGAUGUUAUGGAUGGAAAGAACAAAAUAUUUAUUGUGGUGCACAAUGUAAAUGACCAUGAGGCCAAAUGCAGUUGCAAGAUGUUUGAGAUGGUUGGACUGUUGUGUAGACACAUAUUUGUGGUAUUUAGAGACCUUGAAAAGAUCCCUCUGAAGUAUGUGGUUAAUCGGUGGACUAAGGAUGCAUCUUUAAAGGCUACAUUUGAAAUAGAUGGUGUCCUUUAUGAUCAGAAUAGACCAAAGGAUGAAAAGAAGAUGUUGUUGAACAAACUGUGGUCUGAUGUACACUGUUGUAUUGAUCUAGCAGAGAUUUCAGAGAUCAAUAUACUUCCACUGAAACAUGCAAAGAACAAGGGCAGCGGCAAACGUAUCAAAAGCAACAAGGAGUUGGCAAUGGAAAAAGAAAAGGGCAGGAGAGAUUUCAGAGAUCAAUAUACUUCCACCGAAACAUGCAAAGAACAAGGGCAGCGGAAAACGUAUCAAAAGCAACAAGGAGUUGGCAAUGGAAAAAAGAAAAGGGCAGGAGGUGCAAUUUUUGUGAUGUUAGAGGAGAUCAACAUGACACUAGGACUUGCCCACUUAACCCCAAAAAUAAGGACAAACAAAAGGCAUCCGACACGCUGCCAGCCUGCCACAAUGCUCAACUCUCAGCCUUGGAUGAUGUUUGGUUGCGGGAUGAUGAGCUUGCAGCUUAGAAUGACGAAUGAUGUUUCAGGUUUAGAAUGUGUUGUUUUUGUAGUUAGUUACAAUCACUACAAGCUGGAGGGCGAGGAAGACGAAAACUACGUAGAAUAUGAGGAAUAA
Ipomoea nil (Japanese morning glory) is the source of this 1722-nucleotide messenger RNA. Its product is annotated as protein FAR1-RELATED SEQUENCE 5-like. The record is from RefSeq and is a predicted model, not a curated record. The transcript is spliced from 7 exons. Gene Ontology annotation, biological process: regulation of DNA-templated transcription. Gene Ontology annotation, molecular function: zinc ion binding. NCBI's taxonomy places the organism in Eukaryota, Viridiplantae, Streptophyta, Magnoliopsida, Solanales, Convolvulaceae. Bases 1 to 1722 code for a protein of 573 amino acids.